This is a messenger RNA of Notolabrus celidotus (New Zealand spotty), 6404 nucleotides long. It is a transcript of the gene xpr1a, whose product is annotated as xenotropic and polytropic retrovirus receptor 1a. Gene Ontology annotation, cellular component: plasma membrane; Golgi apparatus; cytoplasm. Gene Ontology annotation, molecular function: inositol hexakisphosphate binding. Gene Ontology annotation, biological process: cellular response to phosphate starvation; phosphate ion transport. The coding region runs from base 357 to 2444 and encodes 695 amino acids. NCBI's taxonomy places the organism in Eukaryota, Metazoa, Chordata, Actinopteri, Labriformes, Labridae. The record is from RefSeq and is a predicted model, not a curated record. The transcript is spliced from 15 exons.
AGCCACGUCGCUGUGGCUCAAUUCGAUGGCGGACUGCAAUGUCCCCAGACCUGCCCAGGGAGGGACGGAGCAAAGUCACUGAGCCACUCUCACCGGCUCUGUUAAUCUGCCAUCUGAACGCCUGGAAAGUGAGGUUACAGUUACCAUUACGUCCCUCCCGUGAAGUAGUAUGCGGGACGGGAUCUGCACUGACCGGGACGAGCCAGAAGUGGAGUGAAGAGUAGCGGAGUGCGCCGGGCUGACGCACCGCAUGUUGAGCCUACAAGUUCACUGAAAUAACAAAAGUCGCGUCGUCGGGGAAGGGAAAGCCGCUCUUGGAUUUAACUGAGGUUUGAGGGACACUUGUUUCCGGCAAGAUGAAAUUCGCGGAGCAUCUUUCGUCCCAUAUCACUCCGGAGUGGAGGAAACAGUAUCUUCAGUAUGAGGCGUUCAAGGAUAUGCUGUAUGCAGCCCAGGACCAAGCCCCAUCCAUAGAAGUUACAGACGAAGACACGGUGAAGAGAUACUACGCCAAGUUUGAGGAGAGGUUUUUCCAGAAUUGCGAGAAAGAGCUCCUGAAGAUCAACACUUUCUACUCAGAAAAGCUUGCUGAGGCUCAGAGACGUUCUGCCACGCUGCAGAAUGAGCUGCAGUCUUCACUGGAUGCUCAGCGUGAGAGCAACGCUCCGCCCAGCCUGCGCAAACGCAAGACCAUGUUCCACCUGUCGCAGGAGGAGCGCUGCAAACACCACAACAUCAAGGACCUGAAGCUAGCCUUCAGCGAGUUCUACCUCAGCCUCAUCCUGCUCCAGAACUACCAGAACCUGAACUUCACUGGUUUCCGUAAAAUCCUGAAGAAACAUGACAAGAUCCUGGAUACGCCUCGCGGGGCCGACUGGCGUGUGGCUCAUGUGGAGGUGGCUCCUUUCUACACCUGCAAGAAGAUCACACAGCUCAUCUCUGAGACAGAGACCCUGGUGACCACAGAGCUGGAGGGGGGAGAUCGUCAGAGGGCCAUGAAGAGGCUGAGAGUUCCUCCACUGGGGGCAGCUCAGCCUGCUCUGGCUUGGACAACGUUUCGUGUGGGUCUUUACUGUGGCUUCUUUAUCAUUCUCGCCAUCUCCUUCGUUCUUACCGGUGCUGUGUUCAUCCGCUUUGAGAACGUUUGGCCAUUAGUGCGGAUCUAUCGAGGCGGCUUCCUGUUGAUCCAGUUCCUCUUCCUGUUGGGAAUCAACACAUACGGAUGGAGGCAAGCUGGAGUCAACCAUGUGCUCAUCUUUGAGAUCAACCCCAGAAACAACCUUUCACACCAGCACCUCUUUGAGAUUGCUGGUUUCUUGGGAGUGCUGUGGUGUCUCAGCAUCCUCUCCUGUCUGUACUCAGAGUACACCUACCUCCCCAUGCAGAUCAACCCCCUCAUCCUCUACGGCUUCAUGCUGCUCUUCCUCAUUAACCCCUUCAAGACCUGCUACUACAAGUCACGUUUCUGGCUCCUCAAGCUGCUGUUCCGCGUCUUCACUGCGCCGUUUCACCGGGUGGAGUUUGCAGACUUCUGGCUGGCCGAUCAGCUCAACUCUCUGGUGGUUGUUCUGAUGGAUUUGGAGUAUCUGAUCUGCUUCUACGUCUUUGAGCUGCAGUGGAGCAACAGCAAGGGCCUGCUGCCCAACCCCAGAGACACUGGGGACUUUGUUUGCCACAGCUACUCAUAUGGUCUGCGUGCCGUCAUCCAGUGUCUGCCCGCCUGGUUCCGCUUCAUCCAAUGCCUCAGGCGUUACCGUGACACCAAGAGGGCUUUCCCUCACCUGGUCAAUGCUGGGAAAUAUUCCACAACCUUCUUUGUUGUCACCUUUGCAGCACUCUACGCAACACACAGAGAACAAGGACAUACAGAUGCCGACAUGUUCUUCUACCUGCUGAUAGUAUUCUCCACAAUCAGCUCCCUCUACACACUGAUCUGGGACCUGCGCAUGGACUGGGGCCUGUUUGACCGAGGAGCUGGAGAAAACACCUUCCUCAGAGAAGAAAUAGUUUACCCACAUAAGGCCUACUACUACUGUGCCAUCAUAGAAGAUGUGAUCCUACGUUUCGCCUGGACGAUCCAGAUCUCUUUGACUACAACGACCAAGAUUCACUCUGUGGGCGACAUCCUAGCCACUGUGCUGGCUCCUCUUGAGGUCUUCAGGCGCUUUGUCUGGAACUUCUUCCGUCUGGAGAACGAGCACCUGAAUAACUGUGGUGAGUUUCGAGCUGUGAGGGAUAUCUCUGUGGCUCCUCUCAACGCUGACGACCAGACGUUGCUGGAGCAGAUGAUGGACCAGGAGGACGGCGUCCGCAACCGCUCAGGCAAAAAGACCUGGAAGAGAUCCUACAGCCUGUCACUCCGACGCCCCCUGCUGUCCUCCUCACAAUCCAAAAAGGACACCAAGGUGCUAAUCGAAGACACGGAUGAUGAGGCCUUCAGCUGAAUCCACAGGAUUAGCACAUACACACAAACACACUCACAGUCAUAGUAUACUUAUAAGGACCUCGUCCACUAACACCCAAACCUCAACCCUUCUCCCUCAUAGAAAAAAGUCUAGAAACCUCUAACCCUCAGUCUAAACCUUUAAAGCAGUGAGGACACACACUGCCCUCACGUUGGACAGCUUACCUCAUCUUUACAUCCUGUUGUGUACAUUUGGUCUUUAUAAGUAUAGAUAGAAACACACACAACACACACACACAAAAGAUAAACCUGCUGAAGCACAAACAUAGUGUCACAAUACUACAUUAGAGGAGAGAGUAAAUGCAACACAGACAAACAGCGAGACAGAUGGACAGACGUUUAGGGAAAUCUUCUGCAUGUAACUGGAAACACUGACCACACUGCCCUGGGAUUAUUCUCUUCUGUUUUUUUAAAUGACUUUUUAUUGAAUUAUGAGUAGUUUACUUUGAGACACUUGUGUUUCCUUAGAUUUUUCUUUACUUUUUCUGGAUUUAUGUUGAACAGCUGCAUAAAAAGGCUACAGAUGACUGUUUACACGUCUUUAUAACUACUCUAGGAUCAACAGGGAGAAGACAAGCCAAUCAAAAGACUAAACAUGAAUCAAUACAAACCUGAGGAAGGACUUGACGCAAAUCACAGCAUAUCGUAACAAAUCAACUAGUUUCAGCUCGUUGAUUCUUUUAUACUUCAUCUUUUUUUCUUUUUUUUUAAUACUCUCAGUCACAGCCCUGGAGGCACUUGCAGGAAAAGUGCAUUUAAUACACGAAACAUAAAAAUAACGACAACAAGGGAUGUUUUUUGAUUCAAACAUUUCUAGUCUGUGAAGUUGCUUUGUAAUAUAUUUAAUAUAUUUUGAUGUGCAUUGUUACUCUAUUGUAGUUGUUAAGUACUUCUACAUGUGUCGUUUCUACUAGUGAGACUAGUUUGAGCAUCCACACAAUGAUUGUUAAUGUAUUUUAUAAUGUCUGGAAUGUUUUUUCUUGGUUGUGCCACAUUUCUAAUAAGCUCGUAGUGAGACCUUAAUAUAUCCCCAGGUUCAAAUUAGCGCAAACUGAUUGUGAUAAUGCUGUCAUCUUAAAGUGCCCUAUUAGCUGUAGUUUAUUUAUAUGCAUUGCUUUUAUUUGCAUUAACUACCAAAGCUUUCUUAUGUGAAUGUGACUGUGGUUACAGUGGCUCUGUCCAUCCAACCUGCACAAAGCUUAUCUACAAAAGUUCAUAUAUAUGUCAUAUAUUGGGCUAUUUGAGCAGGUAGUCUCCCUGCUGUUAUAAUCACAGUGAUUUUAGCAGCUUCAGACUUUUAGUUGAAGUGUUAGUGAGUCAGAACAGCAUACUUUCAUGCCAGUGGUUUUCAAAUGGGAACGGGACCAGGGAGGAAAAUGUGAAGCACAUUUAAAAUUGAAUGAAUCUGAGUCAUAAAUGUUGUAAUAAACAAAAAAAGGAACAAGAGUGCUCUGAUGAAAACAAGCCUUUAAAAAUUCUGCUCUGUAAGAUUUUUGAGAUAGCACAACAAUAUGAAAAAAACAUGGUCUGAUUGGUCAAGACUAAACGUGAAAAGUUUUGUCUGUCAGCCUUGAGUCUGUCAUUUUAUGUUGCCCGAACAAACACAAUUCUUAUAUGUGCGCAAAGACAAUUCCUGUUUCAAGCUCAAGCUAAAUUCAAGUAAAUGCAACUAAACUUUAAAUGUCUCUUUAUAGUACGGGGUCAAAAAUGAUUGACUAUUUUGGUCAAACUACUAAGAGAGAUGUGACAACAGAGAGUUUGAAGACCACUGGUUUAUUAUUACAACACUCAACACUUUCAACCUGCUGAAAAGCGUGACAACCUUCCCCCCAAACACACACAGACAAUGUCUGUUGCUUGAUGAGCAUUUUUUUUAUACUUUUCUUUGAAUGUGCUGCUGAAAAUGGUUUCAGGGAGCUUUUUGUGCCAUGUAGGGGGUUUCCUACAACAGAGAGUUAGUCUUUAACACAAUGAAUCUGUCCUCUUCUGAUGUUAGUUCGUCUAAACUGGAAAUUUGGCAAAUAUAACCUCUUGUUCUGGUAUUGAUUGAGUUCAAAUCUUGCAAAUUUUGAGGUCACUCUGAUACAAAGUUCUUAGGCUUUAAAUAUCCAUCACUUGUGAUAUUUUUCCCUGCUCCACUCGACUUUAAGGACCCUGAAUCAGUCAGCAUUUCAGUAACCCAACAUAUAUUGUUUGUCUGAUGUGUACUGUUGCCUUUUUGUUUUAGCACUUUAAAAAAAACGGUUUCAAUUGUUGAGAUUUGUUUAAUCAAGUGUCAUUAACUCAUGCAAGACAAGAAAAGCUAUAUUUUUUGUUUGUUUGUUUUGCGCGUUGCUACUGCUGAAAAAGAGUCCCUAGCUUCCAGAAUGGGAAGAAAACUCUAACUCGGGUACAAGUUUCACAGUGUGUUCCUGUUUGCCCCCCCUCUCUCUGCCCCCUGCUCUGCUGUUUCUCCCUGAGGCUGCUCUUCGUCAUCACCAGCCCAUCAUAAGACUAAACCAAGAGAGCUGUGAGACACAUGUCAUAGAGAAAGUCCUGUUUCUUCUUCUUCUUCUUCUUCUUCUGUUUCUGUUUCUCCUGUAGCAGCUCUAAGAAUGAAAAGCAUCCAUGUGCAAUGAGCUCAAUGUGAACUGGAUAGUGAGAGAAUGUGUUUUACCUGUUAAAAUGUAGAAGAUGGAUAGUUUCCCUAUCUAUAUAGACACACUAAACUCAUGCCAUAUUACACACACACACAUGCACUCACACACAUAUUGCCUCUCUCCCAACACUACAGCAGAUAGUUUUGUAAAAAGACUGUGUUGUCAUGCCUGCAUGCUGCUUUUGUUUUACAUUGUACAUAGAUCUUAAUUUAUUUGACAUAAUGUGUAUAUUAGCAAUCAUUGCAUCUACUGUGUUGAUGAUUGAGCGCAUAUAUUGCCAUUUUUGCUCCAAACAAACAGUAUUUUGGAGGUGAUGAGGAGCCUUUUUUUGAUUGGUCACAAUCUUGCACUCUUUUUCAUGUGUAAAUCUUUUCAAAAUGUGUUUGUAUAAAAACAGAGAAAAAAAACACAGAAGUGGAAAAUGUGAUUGGUCAUAUCUUAUUGGUGAUUUCCUCUCAUUUCAAGGCUCCAACAUCUCCGCAAUGGUGUGGGACAAAAGGGGGCAGAUGACUGUCUCCUGAAGCUGUAACACUGUUUGUACAUUUGUGAAUGUGCAUGAAAUGUUGUGGACGUUCCAUGCUUCGUUGUUGCCGCCCUGCUGACAGAAGCACUUUGUCAUACUGUAAGGCACAGGAACAGAGCCCAGAGGACCCUCAUUAUAACAAGAUGCUGUUAAACUGAUCCCAGAUCUGCUGACAAACACAUCUCAGAUGUUUUAUUUGCUCUCUGGAAGCAUUUUUGAGAUGCUUCUCUGUGAGAGAACAAAUGUUUUAGUGACUAGUGUCUGUUCACAGAUGUUCAGUAUGUGGAAACAAAAACAGGGUUCUUUUGUAGAGUUUGUGUUUUUGAUGAGAUCAUGAUGGCGAGAAGCCCUCAAAUCCCAUUUGUUUUCUCAUGGGUGAAGAUGAUUUUGUUUUCACUGCUUGCUGAAACCCCCCUGAUGUUCAAGUGCUCAAUAUUUGUCCCUCUCUCGAUGUUGUUCGUACCCGUUCUCUGAUCUAGCUCAACGUGAUAGUCCCUGUAGUUUGGUAAAUUGAUGUUCUACUUUGAUAAGAUACAAAAAAGAUAAUAGAUGACAUACAUUGUGUCUAAAUGUGAUUUUAAGAGACAUAAAGAAAGAAAGAUGUCUUACAUUCUGAACCAUCUUCCUCCCCCGAGUCCUUUUUACAGAGUAGUUUGUACAUGUUGAGUGUAUAACACUGUUCUAUGAUGGUUUUCCUGAUGGUAUUUGUAUUUCUGUAUCCACUUUGGUGAUCCUGUCAUAUCUGGGUUUUAUAAACCACGAUUAUUUUUAAAACUCA